AAAGUUGAACAAGUUUGCCAGGAAUACAAAUCGGAUGUCUGAACUUAAAGAUGAAAUCGAGGCCAAAAAGAAAUCCUUCCAGAAUCUGGAGGAUGCCAGUGAUGACCUCAUGAUGUGUGAGGACGAUGCACUGCUGAUCCCGUAUCAGAUCGGAGACGUGUUCAUCAGUCACUCGCAAGAAGAGACGCAGGAAAUGCUGGAGGCUGCGAAGGAAGCUCUGCAGGAUGAGAUCAAAGCUCUGGAGGGUCGUGUGUCAUCCAUACAGGGGGUCCUUGGAGAUCUGAAGGUUCAAUUAUAUGCCAAGUUUGGAAACAACAUCAAUCUAGAAGCAGAUGAGAGCUGAGACCUCAGACAUGUGGACUUGACCUCACAGACUGUCAGUCUCCAACAGGAAACGGCAUUUAAACUCUGACAACAAGUUCUAGCCCUGUUUACUCUGUUGAUUUCACAUGUCGUCAUGUUUAGUGAAUUGUUUGAGCUGUUGCAUAAAUAAAGCAUCCAGAAAGAGAGAAUGAGAGGGACUGAUAUACAAAUAAAAAAGCUAAAUAUU
This is a messenger RNA of Cyprinus carpio (common carp), 550 nucleotides long. Its product is annotated as prefoldin subunit 4-like. Lineage: Eukaryota; Metazoa; Chordata; Actinopteri; Cypriniformes; Cyprinidae. The transcript has 3 exons. The record is from RefSeq and is a predicted model, not a curated record. The coding region runs from base 35 to 343 and encodes 102 amino acids. Gene Ontology annotation, biological process: protein folding. Gene Ontology annotation, cellular component: cytoplasm; prefoldin complex.